This is a messenger RNA of Coregonus clupeaformis (lake whitefish), 1224 nucleotides long. Its product is annotated as histamine H2 receptor-like. Gene Ontology annotation, molecular function: neurotransmitter receptor activity; G protein-coupled serotonin receptor activity. The coding region runs from base 1 to 1224 and encodes 407 amino acids. Gene Ontology annotation, biological process: G protein-coupled receptor signaling pathway, coupled to cyclic nucleotide second messenger; chemical synaptic transmission. The record is from RefSeq and is a predicted model, not a curated record. Lineage: Eukaryota; Metazoa; Chordata; Actinopteri; Salmoniformes; Salmonidae. The transcript has 3 exons. Gene Ontology annotation, cellular component: dendrite; membrane.
AUGAUCUCCACCGUACUCAGUUGGCUGUUUCUGGUGUCCUUCAUCGUGCUGACUAUCGGCGGGAAUGUGCUGGUGUGUUUGGCUGUGGGGCUCAGCCGCCGUCUGCGCCGCAUUGCUAACUGCUUUAUUGUGUCGCUAGCCGUGACGGAUCUGUUGCUGGGCCUGCUGGUGUUGCCCCUCUCUGCCACCCUGGAGUUGCGGAGUGGACACUGGCCCCUGGGAGGCACCCUAUGUAACGUCUAUGUGUCUCUGGAUGUGAUGCUCUGUACGGCCUCCAUCCUGACCCUGCUGGCCAUCAGUGUGGACCGUUACCUGGCCAUCUCAGCCCCACUCUGCUACCCCCGCAGGGUCACCCCUCCCCGAGUAGCCCUGGCCAUCACCACUAUCUGGGUCACUUCCCUGGCCAUGUCCUUCCUCCCCAUCCACCUGGGCUGGAACACGGCUGACUUCAGGGUGCAGAACCUGGACUGGGGCAUUUGGGAUGAGGUGGAGGAGGGACGCACCUGCCGCUUUGAGUGGCAUAACAACUACGUGCUCCUAGAUGCCUUUGGCACCUUCUACCUCCCGCUACUGGUCAUGUGCGGGAUGUACCACCGCGUCUUUCAGAUAGCACGCAAACAGGUACGGCGUAUCCGAGCUGCCACUCCUUCAUUCGCCCCCACAGCAUCAGCGGCGGCCACAGUGCGGGAGCACAAGGCUACAGUGACUCUAGCAGCAGUUCUGGGGGCCUUCAUUAUCUGCUGGUUCCCCUAUUACACCUUCUUUGCCUGCAUGGGCAUCGGAGCAGAGACUAACCCCCCUACUACUGCCCACUCUGUGGUGCUGUGGCUGGGCUACUUUAACUCCGCUGUCAACCCCAUCCUGUACCCGGCCCUGAACCGGGACUUCCGCAGGGCGUAUGGGGAGCUGAUGUGCUGCAGGGGGCCGUGGUGGAGACGCAUGUCCACAACUAUCCGCGUGUCCUUGCAGAAACGAGUGCCCCUCUCUAGCGAACACAUAGACACUCAUCUGACCAAUGGCCACACAGACACCCUCCCUAAAGACAAUCAGCCGGAGGGAAAGAGCCUCACCCUGCAGAAGACCAACGGCAGCACCAUUGCUGACCAGACCAGUAGUAGUGACCUACCGUUGGGAUUACUGAAGGUCAAGACAGCUGAUGACCUCCAGGGAGAAGUUGUCUUCCUCCAGACCAGAGAUGACCUCCACCAGCAAGCUGAGCUCUAA